GGGGGAGCGCGGCGGGAGGGGACGCGCGAAGGAACAGUCGGGCAGAGGGGUCCGGCCUGGACUCUACCAAACGCGCGGCCCGCCUGCUCGCCCCGGGCCCGGCGCCGAGCCGCGCUCCGGCCGCGCCGGCCGCGGCGUCCUCGGUGCCCGGGCCGGCAGCUCCCAACUGGCCGCGGACGGCGGGGGGAGAAGGAACGUGCGCCCGGUGGCCCGGAUUGGCCUCCAGGUCCCCCCGCCUGGGCGGCGGAGUGCGGGCGGCCCGGGCUGGGAGGUUUGAAAAGCGGGCGAGAGACAAAGGCAGCAGGAAGCCUCCUCGGCGCCCGGAGCCCGUGCUCGCAGCCCCCGGGGCUCCCCGGCCGGCCCGCCGGCCCGGAGCAGCAGCGGCGGCGGCGGCGGCCGGCGGCGGCAGUAGCAGGAGGCAGAGGAUGCGGCAGGGGGCGUGGGAGCGGCGGCGGAGCGGGCGGAGCGGCGCGGCCCGAGCGCGGCGUGGUUAGACCCGAGGCGGCGGAGGCGGCGGAGGCGGCGGCCCGGCCGGGCUCGGGAGUGAGUGAGAGGGCGCCUUCCCCGCCCGGGAUGUGAGGACGGAGCGGAGCCCGGGGCGGGGGGAGGGAAGGGAAGGGAGGCGAAGCCGGCAGGAAGGAAGGAAGGACGGAAGGACCAGGAGGAGGAGCGGCGGCGGCGGCCGGAGCCGGAAGGCGGGGAGGGGCCGUCCGUUGGGCCCGAGGCGGCGGCGGCGGCGGCGGCAGCGGCUGGGGCGAACCGCUCUUGUCGCCUCUCGGGACAGGAGCGGCAGGGCCCGCGCCUCCUCCCCCCCGGCGCCGCGGAGGGGGGAGGAGGAAGAUGGAGACCCACAUCUCGUGCUUGUUCCCCGAGCUGCUGGCCAUGAUCUUCGGCUACCUGGACGUCCGGGAUAAGGGGCGCGCGGCGCAGGUGUGCACGGCCUGGCGGGACGCCGCCUACCACAAGUCGGUGUGGCGGGGGGUGGAGGCCAAGCUGCACCUGCGCCGGGCCAACCCGUCGCUGUUCCCCAGCCUGCAGGCCCGGGGUAUCCGCCGUGUGCAGAUCCUGAGCCUCCGCCGCAGCCUCAGCUACGUGAUCCAGGGCAUGGCCAACAUCGAGAGUCUCAACCUAAGCGGCUGCUACAACCUCACUGACAACGGGCUGGGCCACGCGUUUGUGCAGGAGAUCGGCUCCCUGCGUGCCCUCAACCUGAGCCUCUGCAAGCAGAUCACCGACAGCAGCCUGGGCCGCAUAGCCCAGUACCUCAAAGGCUUGGAGGUGCUGGAGCUGGGGGGUUGCAGCAACAUCACCAACACCGGCCUCCUGCUCAUCGCCUGGGGCCUGCAGCGCCUCAAGAGCCUUAAUCUCCGCAGCUGCCGCCACCUCUCGGACGUGGGCAUCGGGCACCUGGCCGGCAUGACGCGCAGCGCGGCCGAGGGCUGCCUGGGCCUGGAGCAGCUCACGCUGCAGGACUGCCAGAAGCUCACCGACCUUUCUCUAAAGCACAUCUCCCGGGGGCUGACGGGCCUGAGGCUCCUCAACCUCAGCUUCUGCGGGGGCAUCUCGGACGCGGGCCUCUUGCACCUGUCGCACAUGGGCAGCCUCCGCAGCCUUAACCUGCGCUCCUGCGAUAACAUCAGCGACACGGGCAUCAUGCAUCUGGCCAUGGGCAGCCUGCGCCUCUCAGGGCUGGAUGUGUCCUUCUGCGACAAGGUGGGGGACCAGAGCCUGGCUUACAUAGCCCAGGGCCUGGAUGGCCUCAAGUCCCUGUCCCUCUGCUCCUGCCACAUCAGCGAUGAUGGCAUCAACCGCAUGGUGCGGCAGAUGCACGGGCUGCGCACGCUCAACAUCGGACAGUGUGUGCGCAUCACAGACAAGGGCCUAGAGCUGAUCGCGGAGCACCUGAGCCAGCUCACCGGCAUAGACCUGUAUGGCUGUACCCGGAUCACCAAGCGCGGCCUGGAGCGCAUCACGCAGCUCCCCUGCCUCAAGGUACUCAACCUGGGACUCUGGCAGAUGACGGACAGUGAGAAGGUCAGGUGAGGGCGGCGGCACCUGCUCCCCCUGUCCCGCCCUGUUCAUCCUCGGGUCACCACCACGCCCCCGCCCCCCUCACUCGACAUGCACACUUACACAGAGAUCACUGCAGCGGAUGAGAUGGGGGCAGGGACACGAAGCCUCAGGCUCAUUUUCUCCCUCCUCCGGCACCUCGGCCCACUACACGCCCAUUCCCAUUGCAUCUGGGGUUCCUCUGCUACCCCUACCUUCUUCCCCUCUUGUUUCCCCUGACGAUGAAGGGACGGAUUCAGCUACUUACCCACCCACUCCUCACUGCAGGGGGAUGGAGGACUGUUUGAGCUACUGUAUCCCCACUGCUUUGCAUUUGGAAACGGGGGAGGAGGUGGGGAGUGACUAGUCCUUAAGACCCUGGGGAGUUGAGGAAAAUGUCUGCCUUCACUUAAGCUUUCAUUUGAAUACUGUGAUCUGGUUUUUAUUUUGAAAUGUAUAAAGAGCAAACCCAACUACCACGGCCUUUUCACCCUUCUUCCUUCCACUUUGUAACUAAUCCCAGGCUCUUCUCAUCACUUCUCCUACAGUACUCUGCUAUUCACGCUCAUUUCCUUUUAAUUGUCUUUCUUUUUCGUGUUUUUGUUUUUUGAAGAAAUUUGAAAUCACGGUCCUUUUUUUUCUGCUGAAUAUAGUCUAUAUAUUAUAUAUAUAUAAAUUAUAUAUAUAUAUACAUAUAUAUAUGUCUGGCUACCUCGUUUUAGUUUACUUUUUUCUCUGAAGCCCUGGAAUUCUACAAGAGAGAUAUUUUGAGACUGAAACAUUUUUGUGCCUAGACUGGAAAGAUGCCCAUUGGGUUUGUACGUCUUUUUUGUUUUGGCUUCUUCCCAAACCCCAUCCAUCCAAUGUGUCCCGCUUCCACAUUCUGGCUAUCGUUUUUUCUCCCUGCCCAUUGGGAUUUUGAGGGCCCAACGGUGUUCGUAAAUCUUGACUUAAUAUAUAGCACAAAUGUGUGGAAGAAAUGAGAGUCGAACUUUUGUUUGUUUGUUCGUUUGUUUGAGAUGCAGAUUGUGUCUUGAAGAUUAUUAUAUAUGCAAAUUCUGCCCUACCCUCACCCUCUUCCAAGUUUCCCCACAAAAAGGUCACACGGUGAGGCUUCCUGUUGGAAGCGGAGGAGCAGAGUUGGCCUGCGGAGCCCCUGGGGCUCUAACGUGAAGGGGAGGAGACUGAAACUCAUGUCUUAUCUCUGUUAAUAAACCGGGAGUUCGUGGGUUUUACAACAAUCUGUUUCUAAAUGGAGGAAUAGAUGGCUUUCUUUAUUUUGGUGGGGGUUGGGACUUGUGGCUUUAAAAAAAAUCGCUUUUGAGUAGGAUGUAUAUUUUUGUUGGGAGUUUUUGUUCGUUUGUUUAUUUUUUUAGAAUCCUCCACAGCAACAUGCGAGACCAUGGAGUUAAAGAAACCCAGAGACCUUUAUCAAUUAAUUGUACUGUUUGUGAAUUUGUAUAAAUAAUAACAAAGAUCCUCUUAAAACGUUUAUAUUCUUACAGUAAAAGGUUAAACUGAUAUUUAUAUAAUAAAAGAGGAAAUAUGAAGUAUGUUUUUGAAAAAAAAAAAAAACAAAACAAAAACAAAAAACCUUGUAUCUGUGAAUUAUUUUGAAGGCAGUGUGUGUUUGGGUACAUGCCAAAGUAGGAGGUGCUGUCUGUACUCUAGGAGGAAAUAAGGUAUAGCGUUCAGUGCAUCCUAUAGGCUGUGAGUAAGCUCAUGGUUACAAAUUUAUUCUGUAUAAGGUUUACUACUGACCUCUAAAUGUUUUGUUACUAGAAAUGUGACUGGACUGGAGAUUUAUAUAAUUUUCGGUUUUAAACUGUCAACAAAAUGGAAAUUGAAAGAAACUGAAGAAAAUGGAACUU
This is a messenger RNA of Lutra lutra (Eurasian river otter), 3920 nucleotides long. RefSeq names its product F-box and leucine rich repeat protein 14 (gene FBXL14). The record is from RefSeq and is a predicted model, not a curated record. The coding region runs from base 841 to 2043 and encodes 400 amino acids. Gene Ontology annotation, cellular component: SCF ubiquitin ligase complex. Gene Ontology annotation, molecular function: protein binding. Lineage: Eukaryota; Metazoa; Chordata; Mammalia; Carnivora; Mustelidae. The transcript has a single exon. Gene Ontology annotation, biological process: SCF-dependent proteasomal ubiquitin-dependent protein catabolic process.